AUGUUAUCCACUGCCAAAGGUGCACAGUCUUACAAUGACAUUAGAACAGUCAAUGGUGUGGUAUAUCCUACAUUUAGGGAAACAUGUUUUGCAAAAGGCUUUCUAGGUAGUGAUCAAGAAUUUAUUAGUGCUUUACAAGAAGCUAAUAAUUGGGGUAUUCGCCUUACUGAAAAGGAAACAAUUCAUUUAUGCUUGACUAAGAUUGAGAAUAUGCUACAAGCCAACAGAAGGAGCUUGCGAGAUUUUCCAUCCAUGCCAUACCCAAUAGGAUAUGCACGCAACCAACAACAUAAUAAUCUGAUCCAUAAUGAAAUGGCAUAUGACAAAGAAAUGCUAGCAGAACAAUACAACACAGCAUACCAAUUGCUCACAGAUGAGCAAAAAACUAUUGUCGAUACCAUUAUGCGUGUAGUUAACACUCAAUCAGCUGCAGUUUACUUUCUCUAUGGAUAUGGUGGAACUGGCAAAACAUUUGUUUGGACAACUUUAUCAUCUGCUACACGCUCCAAUGGUGGAAUUGUUUGUACAAUUGCUUCGAGUGGAAUUGCUUCAUUACUCUUGCCUGGUGGUCGGACCGCACAUUCCAAAUUUGCUAUACCAGUCGCUGCAACACAAAAUUCAACUUGCAAUAUUCAUCAAGGCAGUGACUUAGCUGAAUUAUUAAAGGUUACAAAACUAAUAGUCUGGGAUGAAGCUCCAAUGUGUCACAAAUUUGCAUUUAAGGCACUAGAUAAAAGCCUUAAAGACAUCAUGCACAACAAUCUGCCUUUUGGAGGGAAAAUUAUCGUUUUUGGUGGAGAUUUCUGA
Messenger RNA from Glycine soja, 807 nucleotides. Its product is annotated as ATP-dependent DNA helicase PIF2-like. Gene Ontology annotation, molecular function: DNA helicase activity. Lineage: Eukaryota; Viridiplantae; Streptophyta; Magnoliopsida; Fabales; Fabaceae. Gene Ontology annotation, biological process: DNA repair; telomere maintenance. The transcript is spliced from 3 exons. The record is from RefSeq and is a predicted model, not a curated record. The coding region runs from base 1 to 807 and encodes 268 amino acids.